GGGAGAAGAUAGAGAGGGAGAGGGAGAGAGAGAGGGAGAGAGAAAGAGAGAGGCUGGAGAACGAGAGGAUGGAGAGAGAGAGGGAGAGGGAGAUGCAGAUGCAGGUGGCAGGUCUGGAUGUUUGUGGAAACAUUGUGGGUCGAGGAGUCAGCGAGAAGACCAGUGUGGGCAUGAACCACCACCAGCACAGAGAGAUGGUUGCUACCAGAGCCGACAAUGAAAACAAUCCAGUCAGCCACAACCCACCCAAGAUCAUGGCCGUGUCAGGAAAACUGGAGCAGGCUAUGCAGAGCACCUCAGGCCUUGUCCGUCCCUCUGCCUUCAAGCCGGUGGUUCCCAAAAGCUUUCACUCCAUGCAAAAUCUGGUGGGCCAGGCAGGAGGGGCCGGGAGUGAGGGAAAGACUGACACCAGGGGCGAGGGCUUCUCUGAGGGCAGAGUAGGCAGGAGGGGCAGGGAUGCAGGAGUAGGGGAGACAGGUGAGGUGCCAGAGGCUCUGCUCCUGGACCAGGACAGUCCAGUUAGGGUGAGUAGAAGCGAUGGAGGGGGAAAUGGUACUGAAGUAGUUCAGGGAGGGAUGUCAGAUUCAGGGAGAAACUCCCUGACUAGUCUGCCCACCUACACAGGCUCGGGGUCUGGUUGUGGGCCCCCAGCAGUCUUAGGGCCCCUCAGUGCUUCUACCAGCCACAUUAACAGGUUGGGCAUGGCGGGGGCAGCUGCAGGUCUGGACAAACUGGAAAAGCCCACCUACCAGAACGGGCUGAGCGCCUCAGACAGCGGCCGGUCCUCCUCAGGGAAGAGUUCUUCAUCCUAUCAGAGGCUCAGCCACCUGAGCGACGCGCCGGCUCCUCUACGACCCUCCCCCUCCUCUGAUGACAUCAUCCAGGACCUCGAGGACCGGCUGUGGGAGAAAGAGCAAGAGGUGCAGCACAUGCGCAGAAACCUGGACCAAAGUGAGGCAGCCAUCAUUCAGGUGUUUGAAGAGAAGCAGCGUGUUUGGGAGAGACAGAUGGACGAGCUGAGACAGAACUAUGCUUCACGUCUGCAGCAGGUUACCCGCCGGGCUCAGCGCUCCCAGGCCGCCCUGCAGGCCCAGAUAACGCGUCUGUCCCAGGACAAGAGGAGACUCCAGGAGGAGAUGGCAGCUCUGCUGGCUCAGAGGGAGGAGCUGGAGAGAAAGUGCCUGGAUUACAGGAAAGAACAAGCUGACAUCUUGCCUCGUCUGGAAGAGACCAAGUGGGAGGUGUGUCAGAAAGCAGGUGAGAUCUCCUUGCUGAAGCAGCAGCUCCGGGAAAGCCAGGCUGAAGUGACCCAGCGGGCCGGAGAGAUGGUGGCCCUGAGGGGCCAGCUGAAGGAGCUCAAUGCCCAGCUGAGGGAGCGAGAGGAGGUCAUGCUGGGCCUGAAGGACUCCUACAGCACAAAGUGUCUGGAACUGGAGAAGUGUGAAGGCGAGCUGAGAAGGACGCUGUCUGAGGUGUCCAUCCUAAGAGAGAAGCUGGGUGUGUUUGAGGCAGAGGUACUAAGUUUAAAGCGUGCCCUCAGUGAAGCAAGCAGGGGGGCAGAAGUGAUUGUGAGCCCUAACUUAGCUGCAGCAGGGCUGCUGCCACCAUGGGGAACUGUCCACUGCCCCCGAAACCCAACCAAGCCCUCCACCAACUCACUCACCCCCACAUCUGACACGCUGCUCAGCCUGCAAAGUGACGAAGCUAAAGCUCAAAGGCAGGAAGCCCAGAGACAGGAGAGGCAGCAGCGUGAGGAAGCUCAGUGGCGAGAUGUGCAGCACCGACAGGAUACCCAUAUGCAACAGGACAUUCAGAUGGGUCAGAACCCACAGAUCAGACCAGAGGCCCAACUCCGCCAGGAGGCCCAGCUCCGGCAGGAGGCUCACCUCCGCCACGAGGCCCAAAUCCGUCAAGAAGCUCAAAUACGCCAAGAAGUGCAAAUGCGACAGGAAGCGCAGCUUCGCCAGGAGGCCCAGCUCCGCCACGAGGCUCAAAUGCGUCAGGAGGCCCAACUCCGUCAUGACUCCCAACUCUGCCAGGACAUGCAAAUGCGUCAGGAUGCUCAUCAGCCACAGCGGGCUCAGGAGGGUCACUGGGAUGAAGCGGGGGAGCUGCGCAGGCAGCUUGAGCAGCUACAGUCUGUACUACGCCUGGAACGCCAGCAGCGGGAACGUCAGGCCCUCAACUUUGACCAGGAACGGCACACCUGGCAGGACGAGAAGGAACGGGUUUUGAAAUAUCAGGCACAGCUGCAGCUCAGCUACGUGGAGACUCUACAGAAAAACCAAGCUUUGGAAAAAAGAAUGAGCCAGUUGGGAGGCAAACAAACCACAGGCUCCACCACCACUGUUAGUUCUACCACCACCACAUCCCCCACCUCCUCCAACUCUCCACCUCCACCACCAGCCAUGUCACCUUUGUCUCCUCAGCAGCCCCCUUCCUUCUCUAGUCCUUCUUCUCUUUCUGGUCCUUCUUCUCUUUCUGGUCCUUCAUCCCUUUCUGGUCCCCCUUCCCACUCUGGUCCUCCAUUUCUGUCUGGCCCACCAUCCCUCUCUGGUCCACUGUCCCUCACUGGUCCACCAUCCCUCGCUGGUCCACCGUCCCUCUCUGGUCCAUCGUCCCUCUCUGGUCCAACAUCCCUCUCUGGUCCACCAUCCCUCUCUGGUCCUCCUUCCAUCUCUAGUCCUCCGUCACUCUCUGGUCCCAUCGCUCUCACCCUCUCCCCUCCCUGUGAAGACCAAAAGGGUCCUCCAUCACUCCACCAGCUCGCCCCUCCCUGGGCCGGACCUUCACGCCUGGAGAGGAUAGAGUCAACAGAGAUAUAGACACAGCUUUGUGAAGUCAGUUCUCUCUUUUUUUCUAAACUUAAGGUGGCAAGACCUCUUACACAAAACCCUGUUUCAGCAUACAGUAGAAAACAAGUUCUACCACAAUCUGAAACACUUUUUCAAAGCAACAAAACUAUCAGGAAACAAACACAAUAUCAACAGGAAGAAGAACUGCAAUCUUCAUUAUUGCUGAAUUUUUACCCUCCUAAGAGGCCUUUCUGUCUCUUUUAGUGGUGCACACCGAUACAUGUUACAUGAUCAGAAACGUGCACCACGGUGAUGUAUGGAAAACAUUAAAAAACCAAGGAAAAAGAGUUCAAAUCACAGCACUAAUACCUGCAUCAUUUAAUGCCCAUGCGAGAAAAUUUACCAGACAAUCAGGGAUAUUGUCGGAAAUGAUCAACAAGAAUAUAUUGUGCUGUUUAUUCAUUGUAAGUCUGUGUCACUGGUUAUGUAAAAGUAGAAUUAGUGGUCAGAGUGUGUGACGUCAACUUACAUUUUUGGCCAGAGAGCGCCUUACCCCAUCCUUCUCAGCAAGUGUAAGAGAGUGAACUAAUGCUGGGAAUCGAAAAAAGAAAAAGAGAGAAAGGGCGUUUAUUUAUUUGAGUGCUUUAAUAGUGAUAUCAGCAAACCAGCUGCGCAAGACUAUUAUACAGGGCUGGACUGUUCUCUGUUUAAAUCUCAGCAGAUGUUGACCUCAAAGGCCAUUUACACACACACACUGAUUCUUCAUGCACAGGAUCCAAUAUGACCCAUUAAAACACGAAAAACCAAGAGAAUUUAUAUUUUCUACUAAUUAAAUUUAAAUACAAUUGCUUCGCAGAUAAUCAGCCCAAACCAAGUAUAGAUUGCAUUUUUACACGUAAGAGAACGUGGAUCAGCUCUCACUUCAGAUUCUCUUCCGUGACUAAAAUGGAACGCUGCAGGUCGCCGGAGCACGUUUCCAGCUGAACUCCAUCACUGAACUGCAAGAACGUGAAUGUACGCGCACAGUUGGAGUUUGAUUAUUAUGAUAAUUGUGUCUUUGUGCAUUCACAGCCAAGAAACUAGACAGUCAGGCAGUCGGUACCCCCAAAGUGAAGAAUUUUAUAGAAUGUAUGAUAUACUUGCGAAAGAAAUACCUAUAAUAGUUAUAGAUUGUAAAUGUGCGGGUGUCAGAAAGUGUGAAAGAGAGUGUGUGCAUGUGUGUAUACAUAUGAAAAGCUUCAGCUUAUGAGAUUGAAGAUAGAGGGACUAGUGGCAAUAUUAAUAUAGAGAUAUGCUAAGAGAAAAGAUGCAUUCCUUAUACAAAAUGUUCUUAGACAUUGUGUAAAAUGCAAAUGAAAACAAAAUGCAAUGAUUUGCAAAUCUCAAGAGGAUAAAAAGAGCUUAUUUUAUAUGAUGGCGAGGCUCAACCUCAUUGGCCGGUCACUCAGAGGGAGCUUGGAGAAGAACAGCUGUCGACUAGGCAUAUGAAUAGGCUUUCUUCUGGGCACCUUGUUUUGGAGGAUUUAUAGUUAAAUUCUCCUAUGAGGAGACUCCAGGGCAGAUCCAGGACUUACUGGCAUUGAAUGGGCUGUAGUGUCUCGAGCGUAGAAAGAUGAUUAAGUUUCAUUCUUGGACUUGUUACAUGAGCAGCUUGAUCUUAGAUCAGUGGUAUCAGAUCAGUAAUCAUAAAGGAUUAAUAUAAAGGACAAUCAUUUAUACUUUAGUUGUAUUUUUUCACAACCUGACACAGGAAACAUGCUGAAUAUGGAAGCUAAUAAAUUGCCGAAAGGGCACAACCCCAUAAAUUAGACUAUAGAGGAGAUUAAUAUCCCAUCUUCAGCUCCUGAUGACUCACCUAUUUUGAUCUAAAACCUCCAUGCUAGUAUUUUUAUGACAGUGUUGCCUUCAGAACAUUCCUUCAAGCUUUUCAUAUUAGUCUGAUAACAAUCAACUAGUUGCAACAGAUCUGCAGGCCACAAAAACAUAACAGGAAUUGCAUGAUCCACCACAUCUCAAAUUGGUUUUUAUCGGGAUCUGGGUGACUGUGAAGGUCGCAUGACUAUGUUGAACUGACUAUCAUGUUCAAGAGAUCCAAUGAGAUGACCUAAGAUUUGUGGCAGUGUGAAUAAACCUGCAGGGGCAUCCAUCAUAAGAUAGGCGCACAGUUUGUUCAUAAAAGGUUUGAUCUGCCCACGAACAACAAAAAUCUCUAGUCUACAGCUCCACUGCCAAGCUGAACAAUUGUUAAGCACCAGGAGGAUUGCCUCUUUUAAUGACUCUAAAAUUUAAAGAUUCCCCCUGAAACUAGUUGAUAUGAUCCAGGAAACAAUAUUCUGAUCUUUUACUGUCCAGUUUUGGUGCGCCUGUGUAAAUCAUAGCCUCUGUUUUUUGUUCUUAAUUUAAAGGAAUAGCUCCCACUCUGGUGCCCUGCUUCUGUAGCCAGGCUGCUUCAAGAUUUGCCUUUUGCGUGUUUAGAAGUGGCAUUCCACAUUUCUUGGUCAAUUCAGACUGUUAAUAAUUUUGUAUGCAAAAAUAUGGCUUGCUGGAUUUUUUUUUUAUCCUCAUCUUAUGUUAACCCAGCAGAAUGUUCAUAGUGAAAUUCUCAUUUAGUCAAUAAUUAAGUAGAUACACCAGCUCUUUUGGUAACGAAUCCUCAAAAUUACUUAAAUCCCUUUUACGCUUCAUUAUGUUUAGAUCCUUGAAGGAAUUGAUUUUGCUACCAUGUGAUUGCUGUAUUUGCUUGUUGUGGCAGCAAGUAUUUCAGCCUGGUGAGUGCCAGUUUGUUCCAGAGGCAGGCCUUGGAACAGUUAGCUGGAAACAAGCGAAGAAGUAUGAUUUAGCUUCCAUUGUUUCCAAAGGAAAAAUGUCAGCCUCAGCCUUUUCUAAAUAAUCAUUGAGCCAUGGAGGACUGUGGCAUGUCCAGAUAAAGCUAGUAUGUAGAUUUUUCUUUUGCUUUACUCCAAAGAUUACAUUCAUCAACGAUUGACUCUCUUUAGCCAGAGUGGACUCUACAAUAUACAUCCGGAUAUAUGUGUUUUGUGGCUAAAGAUUAUAGAGAGAUAAGCAGACUCCUGGUAUUGGUAGAUGGAAAAAAAUGUUUGCUAACUGUAAUCGAUUUAAUGCACACAAUUUAAAGCAAUGGCUUUGUGAUUUAGAAAAUAAAGAAUCUCAGAAACCUAUCAGCCUUAAAACCGGUUUUAAUAUUUACACCAGGAACUAAAAACUCAGUUGUAACUAUCAGGGUGGCCCAGUUCUUAACCUUCCUGGUAGAGUUUACUGGUCAAAACCACAGAUACAAGAGAAGCAGGGUGAAUGUCAUCCUGGCCACAGAAGAAUAGACAUUUGGUUGUCCAUUGCACAUUUGUUUUGCACAUCCAAAAAAAGGUUUCCCAGCAGGCAUUUAUUGCUCUUAAGAACUUUCCAGCCCUUUUGUAACCAAAGCAAGACACUUGCUCGUGUUAGGAGAACAGAUGAAGUAAUGUUCAGUCCAUGACCCUCAGCACCCAGGUUCGUGAACCCUUCAGGAUAGGGGUCAGUCUAUGCUUCAUGCUGGACACUUUAAAGAACCUGGUGUCUUGUUCAUGAUUGGCAAUCAGGUGGACUACAGCUUUGGCUGGUUGUGAAGACAGACUUUAGAUAAAACAUGAAUCCCUUGAUUUGGUUCCACUCAUUUCCUUUAAUUUCAACAAAUGAGUCCAGAUAGAAGGAAUGAGAUAUUGGGUAAAGAUGGCUGAAAUGGGCUUCGUCUAUAGGUUCACCACAGAGGAUAGAGGGAGGAGAGAUGUCCGCAUCUCCAUCGCAGAGCUGUUACCUUAAAUACUUGAUCUAAAAUAAGAGGGAAGAUGAUGGAUGGUAACAGUCACCAGUGUUUUCUGUUAUAUUGUGAAUAAAAUAUAGGUUUAGAAGAUUUUCUAACCAUUGCAUUGUUGUUUUAUUUACAUUUAACACAAUGUUGCAACUUCUUUGAAUUUGGGUUGUAUAAUUUAAAAGCUACAUAAAGCUUGUGGGACUGGAACUUUAAACUGAGGGUGAGUAUAUAUAUCUAGUAAGGCUCUUACUUGCUUUUGCAUAAUUUGCAUAGACAAAAGCAGAGGGCAAGGAAGUAAAAAAAAUAAAAAACAGUAAAAUUGAGAGGUUUGCCUUUUAAAGGAGAGUAUUCAGGCUAACUGCACUAUGUAGUGUCCUACACAAGUUAUGAUGUACAGUAGAGUCAGAUGUGGAUAUCAUGGCUUUUAUAACUGUUGUUUAUGCCAGCAUAAAAAAAAUGUUGCUCAAGAAUAUUAACUUAUCUCUAAGGUAUUACAUAGUAUUAUCAUCUUUAUUACUGUUAUUAUAUUAUGGUGAAUUGAAAGAUUAAAAAAGUGCGUGCCAUCUUAGCUUUUCUUUCUGUGUUUUUUUUUUUUUUUUUUUUUAUGUGUAGCGAGCCGAUAGGCUGACCAUAAUGGUGCAAUCAUAGCAACCUUGUCCAAAAAAUGAAAAAAUAACAAUGUUCCUUUUGAUGUAGGUGAUGUAGUCGCAGUAUUGCAUUGUUUAGAAAGCAAAAUGCUUCUGGUUUUAUACAUGUUUCAAAACUUUAUUGUUUGCAUUUAUGUUAGUAGUACUGCUCUGGCUUGAUUAAAACAAUUCAUUUGUUCAGAUUCAACAAAACUAAUAAAGAUAUGUGAAUUAUUCAGA
Messenger RNA from Cyprinodon tularosa, 7469 nucleotides. It is a transcript of the gene lzts3b, whose product is annotated as leucine zipper, putative tumor suppressor family member 3b. The transcript is spliced from 7 exons. Gene Ontology annotation, cellular component: dendritic spine. The record is from RefSeq and is a predicted model, not a curated record. Lineage: Eukaryota; Metazoa; Chordata; Actinopteri; Cyprinodontiformes; Cyprinodontidae. Gene Ontology annotation, biological process: regulation of dendritic spine morphogenesis. The coding region runs from base 69 to 2825 and encodes 918 amino acids.